CGAAUUUCCCUGGAAACUUACAUUGUACACGUGUCAGCACGGCAUAUACUUUACCGUUUAACUACAACUGAUACGCUGGUUGAUUAAUGUCAGAGUGCCAGUUUAAUCAUGUACAGUGAUCAAGGAUGAAUAAAUUGCUGAUAACGAAUCAUUUAGUCAACUAGUCAGAUCUCCGUGAAGAAGAUGGAUGGUCACCAAUCUCUUCCUCUGGAACUGCUGAUCCGAAUCAUUUUAUUUUCUGUGUUUUAUGUAACUGAUGAUGCUGUUCCAUACUUCAGAAAGAUUCAGAAGGAGGAACAAUGGCUGUACAGAUAUCCCAGAAUGCCCAGCUACUACCCAGGACAUAUAUUAUGGGUGACUGUGUUUACCGUUCCUACUGCAGUGGUGUUGAUUUUUUUUUGGAUGCGAAGAGAUUGGGUGGAUGCUAAACAAGCCCUGUUGUGCUGUUUCCUUGCCAUUUUCCUGACGGGAUCUGUCACUAAUUUAAUCAAGCUGGGAGUGGGGAGGCCUCGACCGGAUUUCCUGGAACGUUGUUUCCCUGACGGCAAGAUACGAGACGACAUGAAUUGUACCGGUAGAUUGAAGGAUAUCAUCCAGGGUUAUAAAAGUUUUCCUAGCGGACAUUCCUCAUUUGCCUUUGCGAGCCUCGGGUUUUCUGCGCUCUACGUUGCAGGAAAGCUGCACAUUUUCAAUAGGAAUGGCCACGGUAAUUCCCUGAAGAUCUGUCUCUUUGCCUGUCUGUUGAUCUGGCCCACCCUGAUAGCCGUGUCACGGACCGCUGACUUUCAUCAUCACUGGCAAGAUGUGACUGUGGGCAGUGUCCUUGGAAUGACCUUGGCCUACUUUUGCUACAGACAGUACUAUCCAGCCCUAUCUCGUUCAGUUUCACACUUGCCAUGUAUUUCGCUUCCAUCAGAACGUGACCUCAUUCCUUCGUCACCCACUCACAUAAAUAACCCGACUGCCGUGGACUCGUUCUUAAAAAUGGUUUUGGUGCCAUCUACUGACAUGGAUGAAAAUAGUACAGAAAGAGGAACACCGUGUAUCGUCACCCAAGAAAGAGGAACACCGUGUAUCGUCACCCUAGAAAGAGGAACACCGUGUAUCGUCACCCUAGAAAGAGGAACACCGUGUAUCGUCCCCCUAGAAAGAGGAACACCGUGUAUCGUCACCCUAGAAAGAGGAACACCGUGUAUCGUCACCCUAAAAAGAGGAACACCGUGUAUCGUCACCCUAGAAAGAGGAACACCGUGUAUCGUCACCCUUGCCAUUGUCCUGACAGACAUACCACCCAAGUCCUCGGAACACAGACCCGAGUCCACCCUCUCACCUACCCCAGCGCCACUCAGCGACAGAUUGAGAAUGCCUGUUAGUCAGCAGACAAAGACAAAUUUUCCCGUCCUCAGCACCAAUGUUGAUGGAUGCUGCUCCUUACCGUCUGCAUCACGUGACGUACUGACCAAUCAGCAGACGUUUCCUGAUCCGGGCCUCUCUUCUCUCGGAAUGGAAGAGGAUCUUCCCAUACCCGACUUCACUCAUCUUCCCUCCAGCUUAGAGGAAAAUGACAUCCACCCGAACCCUCUGAGGUCCGCCAUCUUCCGGACUAUACUUAACAGCUACCCACAACUCAGCAGGAAGCUACAGAGAAGCCACCAUGUUGUUAAAAAGUUUCAGGAGACGCCUAGCAACCGGCCCACUUGUCUGUACCAGACUCCACUGACCUCCAAAGCUGCUGACGAUCUUGCCAUUGGAAACCUGGUUUCAGACCUCCUGGAUGAUGAGGGUGACCAUGGAUACGUCAGUUUCAACGACAACUCCUCCGUCAAUUCUUGUAGAUCCAUCUCGCCAAAUCCCUCUUCUGCUGAAAAACUGCAGCAGGAUAUAUUUGAUGAUGUCAUUGUGAAAAAUGAAUGUUUAAAAUUUGAGGACAUUUUCCAUCUUGAGUCCACAUUAGACGAUCUUUCCAACCCUUGUGACCUAAGUGUUACCAAGCCGGGGACCUCUGAUUCCAGACCUGUCCCCAAACCAGUCAAGUAUCAGUGUCCCAUCUGCGAGAAAAGCUACAGAGGAAACACGAACCUCAAUUACCAUAUGGCCACUCACACGGGUAUACGUCCCCACAAGUGUUCUGUCUGCGGCAAGGCAUUUACCCAGAAGUCCACACUCCGCACUCACUUCCGGAUCCACACCGGUGAAAAGCCGUACCAGUGCCGGACCUGUGCUCGUGCCUUCGCUGACUACUCCACGUGCAUGAAGCAUGAGCGGACACACAGUGGAGAGAAGCCAUACGCCUGUCCAGUCUGUGGGAAGUGUUUCGCCCAGUCCGGGAACAUGCUCCGCCAUCAACAGAUACACAGAAAAAGAACGGAAUUCAUAAGUGCUCAAUAAAAAUGCAACAUAGUGCCAAUAUACAUUUUCAGAAUCUCAUUUUUUGUUACACUUGCAUAAUUAAGCCACCUUAAGAAUUUAUGUAUUAUCUAUGUGUUCAGAUCUCACUACAUGUGCAGAUACAUGAACAGUUUGUGUAUUAUUUAGAUAUAUUCAGAUCUCAAUACAUUUAGAUACCUGUAUAAGUAGAAUUUUUAACGAGGAUUUAGAUUUGGCAUUUUUAGCGAAGGUGUUGAGAUCGCUAAACUUGAAUAUCACUUACAAUUUAUUCCCUAUCGUAGGUAAUAGUUAUUUUUUUCUAAAUUAUAAAAUCGCUAAAAUUAGUUCUCGUCACAGGCAAUUACUCUUUAUAUAGUAAAUUCGACCCCAAGCGAUGCAAUUGCCUGUGGUUCUCGUUGAAUAUAUAUCCAUUUUAAUGGAAAACUCGCUAAAUUUGUGUGUCGCUAAAAAUUCCACUUACAUGUAUACGGAGUAUGUUAAUAUUUAAUUACAUGAACAAUUUGUGUAUUAUAUCUAGAUAGUUAAAUAUCUCAUUUCCAAUACAUGAACAGGUUGUGUGUUAUUUAGAUGGGUUCAGAUAUCAUUGCAGAUAAUGCAUAUAUGCAUAAUCUCAUAACAGAUAAUGUUUAUGCAUAAUCUCAUAACAAAUCAUGUUUAUGCAUAAUCUCAUAACAGAUCAUGUUUAUGCAUAAUCUCAUAACAGAUCAUGUUUAUCCAUAAUAGUGUACAUGACUAAGUUGAUAUUUAGGUGCUUUGAGUUUAUUUUGUAUAAUAUAUAACUUUGAUGUUUUUAAUUAAAAAAUACCCGAGAAACAA
Messenger RNA from Ostrea edulis (European flat oyster), 3204 nucleotides. RefSeq lists its product as uncharacterized. NCBI's taxonomy places the organism in Eukaryota, Metazoa, Mollusca, Bivalvia, Ostreida, Ostreidae. The record is from RefSeq and is a predicted model, not a curated record. Gene Ontology annotation, biological process: phospholipid metabolic process. Gene Ontology annotation, molecular function: phosphatidate phosphatase activity. The coding region runs from base 184 to 2388 and encodes 734 amino acids. The transcript has 13 exons.